This is a messenger RNA of Bactrocera oleae (olive fruit fly), 809 nucleotides long. RefSeq lists its product as uncharacterized. The record is from RefSeq and is a predicted model, not a curated record. NCBI's taxonomy places the organism in Eukaryota, Metazoa, Arthropoda, Insecta, Diptera, Tephritidae.
AAAAAUUUUCUCAUUCGAUAGAUUGUCUCGAACUUGAAUAACGUUUUAUAACUUUUUUUUCAAUAUUUCAAUAAAAAAUUUUAACGUGCAAAAAAAUUCGAACACCAACUAGUUCUCAUAGUAACGACGUAGUCCGUUAAAAACCUCGUGCGAAAAAAAAGAAAUAAAAGAGCCGCAUAAAAAAGGACGAACGCGCAUGUUUUACACGUGCACGACACAAACAAAGGAUCACUAGCAAAGGUGUCGGCGGCUGAGGCCCAAUCAGCGAUCAACAAACAAACCAGAGAGACAGUGAAGAGCCAGGAAAUGAGUAAAACAAAGAGUGCUACGACAAGCACACGUAAAAGCAGUCACAAUUACGACGAUCAUGAAGGCGACCAUCACGACGAGCUGUCGGAUGAGCUGAGUAUCUCCAGCUCGGAGGACGAUGUUGUGGCGACAAGAAAAUCGCGUAAACUGCAGCCGACAGAUGCCGCUGAUUAUGAGGAGGGUGGAGGCAUAUACGACCGAGGUGGCCGGAGGCGACGCCGCAGCGGCAGUAAGAGGCGUCGUAGUCGUGGCAGACGAUCGCGCUCACGCCGUCGUCGCCGCUAGAUGUUUUUUGUUCCUUGCAGUUUUCUUUUUUAUUUUUUGGAUAAAUUUCGUGUAAAAGAAAUUUUAAUUUUAUUUAUUUAUUUUAUUUUUAUUUUUAUUUUUAUUUUUUGGUCCAACAACUCUUGACGCGUUGACAAAUUUUGUAUACUUUCAUGUAGAUAAAUCGGUUUGUGUGGAAAUAAAUUGCAAGUGAUACCUUAUAAUACAUAUAUGUA